AUGUUUGAAGUGGCUGAUUUUGCUUCACAAGUGUGUGGAACUCACAAGCAGAUUGUUUGUGAUGUUCUGGAGCAUAAUUUUGAUCUGGACUUACAAAGUGGGAAAACUGAGCUGGCUGAAGAUAUUAUGGGUAAGUUAUGUACAGUUAGAAAAGUGGGUAAGUUAACUAGUUCAAAUUUAAAAAGAAGGGAGUUUGAAAAGGAAGCCUUCUUAAAAAAGUUAUGCCAAAGAAAGAAUCUGGCAGAGAUUUCCAGUAACCAAAUGGUCAUUCCAGCAUCACUUGAGCCAAAAUACCAAAGACUGAAAGAAGUAACAGAGAGAUUGGAUUGAAUUAGGAAAAAUAAAGAAAUUGACAUGUUUAUAACCAAGAAGACGAAGGAAGCUGAAAUGUGUGAAGUCAGACAAGUAGAACUUCAUUGUGACGAGAGAGAGAGCAUUUCUGAUGUGCUUCAUCCCAGGAAAAGAAAAGCAGUUCCUUUACUUCAAGAAGAUUCUGACGGAGAUCUGAGAAAAUAACAAGAUGUAAGAUGUGAAUCUCCACAUCUUGGCGGCCAAAAAUAAAAAUAAAUAAAAAAAUGAACCUGCUGACGAGGAAAAAGAGUCAGAGGAAGAGCCUGAUCUUCUCUCUGUUGAUAGCCAGUUGAACAUUUGCCGGAAAAUUAUUAAUGGCAUUAUGUGUGAUGACGUGCAGCAGAAGAGGUUCAUUCUUUCCAAACUUUCAAAAUGCUUUGCUGUUGACACUGGUUCUGAGAAGAAAUUCAAGCAAAUCCUUGCUGAAUACAGAUUAGACCUCCUAGCGCUCAUAGUUGAGGAAAAUGAUACUAUGAUUCACUCUGAAAAGACAGUGAUGUCCAUUGUGAACAAGCUCCUCUGUUGCUUACAUUUGAUUGAUGGCUUAGCUCACUAGGCGAAAACAACUAUUCUACUGUGGGAAAAGCUGAUUUUAGGAGAUGAGGAAGUAGGAACCCAUAGUUCUAACAUUGGGACAACUGAGUUUAAGGCUGGAACAGUGCGUUUGGUGAGAACUGUGAGUGAUGCUGUCCAAGAGCUUGGAUGGGCAGAGGACGGUCAGCUUGUUCCUUUCGAAACAUUUUUGGUCAGCAAAAGAGAAUUUGAUGAAGUGCCCUUAUCUCCAGCAGGUGGAACAGAAUUGACAAUCUGUUUCAUAAUAGUGCAGGGGUGUAUAGCAUCCAUUAUGAUAUGGUAGAGUUUGUCAGUAAGUACAGAGUUGAGAGUAGUUUGCUUGCAGCAGUUGCUGCUGAUUUGGAGGUUCAACAGUUCAAAGCAGGAUGCAGAGCUCUGGGUCUGAUUUUUAAGCUAAUCAUUGAUCCUCUAUGGAGAGUCCUGACUUCAAAGGGAAAUAUGUUGGAGAUGGAACUAAGAUACCAAACCCUUGUUACCAAACUGAAUGGCAGGGUAUUGGGAGAGACCUUGUUGAAGGAAAUUGACAGUUGUUUGAUGACAUUGAAGUGCCCAAGGACCUUGUGUUGGACAGGCUUACCAUGUGGACAGACCCAGACUUUUUUGAAUUGACCAUUCAGAUUGUUGAGUUGAUCUUAGCAAGUUUUCUGGAGGUAUGUGGUAAAAUGCCUGUCGAUCUAGAGCCAGCAUCAAAUAUUAAUGAUCGAUGUGGAAAGGAUUUGGGGGUAUUUGAAAAUCUGCAAAAGGCUAGGUCAAAUGCAGUCAGUGUUGCAUUUGUAACCUUUGACAUGUUCAAGAAGACUCGCACUUGGGAAUGGCUCCGGACAAUGGACAAAGAAAAAAAAACUGUCAGUGUUAAAGUCAAUAUAGAAAGCAGUGAGGCAAAAGAGAGUUUUGCCAAAAGGAAGAAGAGCCGUUGA
Molecule: messenger RNA, 1841 nt
Organism: Coregonus sp. 'balchen'
Lineage: Eukaryota; Metazoa; Chordata; Actinopteri; Salmoniformes; Salmonidae
Source: the annotation of a GenBank genome assembly